AUGAGCAAAUGGCGCCCAAACGCUCGCUUCCCGUACGGGUAUGGAAAGAUCGAUACGCUGUCGGGUUUUGCAAACGGCGUGUUUCUCUUUGUGGAAAUCAUCUUUGAUGCCUUUGAGCGCCUCUGGGAAGGCCACGAGAUCCAUCGUCUUAACGAACUCUUGAUUGUCAGCGUACUUGGCUUCCUCGUCAAUAUUGUCGGUCUCACUGCUUUUGGCCAUGCUCACCAUGGACACGGACAUGACCACGGACACGAAGGCCAUGAUCAUGGGCAUUCUCACGACAAUGAGAAUAUGCAGGGUAUCUUCCUUCAUAUCCUCGCCGAUGCGCUUGGCUCCGUGGCCGUCAUCGUCUCCACCCUCCUCACGAAAUACUAUGGCUGGUAUGGAUGGGAUCCUAUCGCUUCAUGCAUCAUCGCCAUUCUCAUCUUUCUCUCAGCCAUCCCACUCGUCAAGUCAAGUGGAGCCAGGCUCAUGCUCAGUCUACCCAACGAUGUAGAGUACGGCAUCCGUAAUGCUUUGGGUGAACUGGGCACCCUACGAGGUGUCAUCGGUUAUGCCGUACCGAAAUUCUGGCUCGAAGACGAAGGUGCCGCACACGCCGAAGCUCACGCAAAAGAGCAUGAUUGCGGAGGAAGCGGACACGAUCACCACGAUCACGCACACGAGCAUCACGACCAUGAUCACUCGCACGAUCACGACCAUAGCCACAGCCACAGUCAUAGCCACGACCAUGGCCAUGACCACGGACAUUCACAUUCCCACUCUCACGACCACUCACACUCACAUUCCCAUGACCAUGGCCACUCCCACUCACACGAUCAUGCCCACGAUCACGCACACUCGCACGACCAUCCCCCAAAACAGCGUCGCAUCCUCGGCGUCAUCCACAUCAUCGCCUCCCGCGCCGCAGAUGUAGAAGACGUCCGCGAGCGCUCGCAGCAGUUCCUCAAGGACCGCGGUAUGGAUGUCGUCGUACAUGUGGAGAAGGAAGGUGAAGGGCGGUGUUGGUGUGGGGGCGCAGGGAGUCACGGGACUCACGGGCUUGGCGGCAGAUGGAGAGGUAUAUAA
Messenger RNA from Pyrenophora tritici-repentis Pt-1C-BFP, 1068 nucleotides. Lineage: Eukaryota; Fungi; Ascomycota; Dothideomycetes; Pleosporales; Pleosporaceae. The record is from RefSeq and is a predicted model, not a curated record.